This is a messenger RNA of Dermacentor andersoni, 2334 nucleotides long. Its product is annotated as membrane metallo-endopeptidase-like 1. Gene Ontology annotation, cellular component: plasma membrane. Lineage: Eukaryota; Metazoa; Arthropoda; Arachnida; Ixodida; Ixodidae. Gene Ontology annotation, molecular function: metalloendopeptidase activity. The record is from RefSeq and is a predicted model, not a curated record. Gene Ontology annotation, biological process: protein processing.
AUGGCGCUGUAUGACCAGCUGGCCGUAGCCAUCAGGGCCGAAGAGUUUGCCAUGUGCUCCUUGGAACCAGACAGCGUAGGUUUCGACGAACCGACCGGCGCUGUGGGCCCCAAGGCCCUCACGAGCGGCAUCCUCAGCCACUUGGACGCCGCUUUGGAAGCCAGGUCCUUGGUAGUGAGUCACGCAUUUCCCGAUGUUGAGAAGAGAAUCCAACAGGCCUUGAUCGCUGCCGCAACAUUCAUCGCCAUCGCCGCGGUUGCUGCGGUAUUAUUGCUAUCCAGGAAACGCCAACCCCAGCGCGUCGAGGAGCUCUGCCGCACAGAAGACUGCCAGCAGCACGCUAGCUUGCUGUUGCGCAAUAUGAACACGAGCAUCGACCCUUGCGAUGACCUGUACGGCCACGUGUGUUCCCGUUGGUUACCGGACAGCAGGUACCGCGACUACGUGAAGUCUACGUUGGAUGAGCUAAGAUUUGCGUGGUACAAGGACUUCAACACAAGCCUCUACCGCGGGACGUUGGCGUUGCCUGUCGGGAUGAAAGCCCGCGCCAUGUACGACUCCUGCAUGGGCACCGAAUCGCAGUACGGGGAGUCGGUGGCACAAUUCCUCGAGGUGCUACAGCAGUACGGGCUACGCUGGCCAGGACCCCCCCUUCCCAACGUAAAUGCUCUCGGCGUACUCAUCGCCCUCGACGUCGACUUGCAGGCCGCCUUCUGGUUUACAGUGACAACAUGGAAACUAGGCAGCACACGUGUAAUUGCCCUCUCGCAUGUUCCCUCCAUCUCGCUGCUCCUGCGACACCACCAGAGCGUCAGCUCGAGUGGAAUGUACGCUAGGUACUGGAAGAACUUUGAGACUGUGUUUCUUAACGACUCCAUGCCUCCUACUACCGAUGCCGAAAUUGAGAGAGCUGCUCGUAUUGAAGCCGACAUACUAAAGCGCUUGGUGAACGCCUCCGAGGCCCAGCCGAAGUCUGCUGCCGAAUUUAAGGCUGGGGCCAUCGACCGCUAUACGAAACCACUUUCAUCCGAGGAAUGGAUAAUGCAGCUCAACGCCAAGAUGAACCUGGGCUCAGCGAUCGCUAGCAGUGACAAAAUGAUCUCUGACGACAUCGGCUACUUGAAAGAAAUCGGCAGGAUUUUUGCCACCUACAGCAACGAGGAGCUGCUCACUCAUUUGGCAUGGCAUGUUGUUCAGGAGUACGCAGUUGUUUCCAGCUAUCGGUUCUUCCGUGCACGAUUCGGUAGCGUGGAGGCUAUUGAGUCCCACCGUCCCAUUUUCUGCGGCGCCAACGUUGAAGUGUCGUACAAGGCGCUCGUUCUGGCCCUGCACAUCGCCUCGAAAUUCCAGGCUGAGGAGCGUGACCGCGUGAUGGAAGCCUUCGAGAGCCUCAAGUUGACCUUGUCCGCUCAACUGAAUGCCUCGAGUUGGAUCGAUAUGGCCAGCAAGAAACUGCUCGGCAAGAAGGCAUCGCUUCUCGACAACCGUCUGUGGCCUCUUCCAAAGUUCCUCGAUAAAGACGUGCUCGAGGCUAUUUAUUUCGAUUUUCCGUAUAACGAGCCGUCUUUUGGCGAAUACUGGGUAAAUACGCGGCGGUUACUUCGCAAGGUCCGGCAGAGGGUAUCCGAUUACGAGCACGUCCUGGAGCUGCCAGAUAACAACUCGCCUGAAUACUUCAGCUUCAAUUACAUGCAGAACAGUCUCGGCACAGCACUUGGAGGAGUUGCGAGACCACUAUUUUACCCGAGCGGAACGAUGGCGAUGUUGUAUGGCGGACUCGGGUUUUCCAUGGCGCUCCAGAUGGUGAAGACGUUGGAUAGUGAAGGUCUCAGGUGGAAACCUUCCCGCGGCCUCGGAUACUCUAUAAUGUCCAAGUCUACAAUGACCACUUACCAUGCAAAGGAGAGCUGCCUCAAGAAAAAUGGCUUUCCAAGCAUAUUCCCAGAAAUACCGGCUCUAGACAUUGCCUACGUGGCCUACGAGAAAGCAAACAAGCACGAUCGGCGGAUUGACAGAAAUCUCUCCAAUGACAAGGUUUUCUUUCUGACACUGUGCUACAUGACUUGCACGUCACGUGAACAGAGGCGCACGUCUUCGGCAGACUGCAACAAAGCACUUCUACUGAUGCGGUACCUCAGGACGCUGCGUUGCAUCGACCGCCGACGACUGCCGGCCUGCGUGCAGCGAGUCCUCGGCUGUCCUCCCCCACUCAGCGGCAAAGUCCGCGAACUCCGGGGCCGUUGGGCCACGAGACCGCUCCUCACCAGGCGGAGCCUGAAACACGAAGAAACAACCCCAAAGUGCGAGCACCCAGCGUCUCUAGUGAGCCAUUGA